This is a messenger RNA of Tachysurus vachellii, 4022 nucleotides long. RefSeq names its product vasodilator stimulated phosphoprotein b (gene vaspb). Gene Ontology annotation, biological process: neural tube closure; actin cytoskeleton organization; positive regulation of actin filament polymerization. Lineage: Eukaryota; Metazoa; Chordata; Actinopteri; Siluriformes; Bagridae. The transcript has 14 exons. Gene Ontology annotation, molecular function: profilin binding; SH3 domain binding. The record is from RefSeq and is a predicted model, not a curated record. The coding region runs from base 402 to 1667 and encodes 421 amino acids.
GCUCUGUCUAGGUGUAACCGUUAAUGACAGAGUCGAGAUUAGACAUCCAGAGUUGCACGGAGUGGAGGGAACUGCUGCAGGAGAGAAAUGGCGGUGUAGAGGGGAGUCUGGGGAUUAUUUAUACUCUUAAGUUGUACACAUUAUUCUUUAGGGCGCCGACAGAGGGACAGAUAAAGGAGAGAUAAAGGGGAGAUAAGGGCUGAGUGGCAGAUCCUGAUUGGAGUUGACAGGCUCCACUCUUCCAGCCCACUUUUCUCCCAAACCAGGAAAUUGAGUUUGUGCUCCGAGAAGAGAAACGCGUUCAGCCCUUGGGAGGCAGGAUAGAUGAGGAAGCUCGUUAUCCGCACUGUUUUGUUCACUUUCUCGCUUUGGGAUUCGGAGCAGCGCAGAGCAGCUGAACAAUGAGUGAGCUGAGUAUAUGUAACGCGAGGGCCACGGUGAUGGUGUAUGAUGAACCUGGGAAGCGCUGGGUGGCGGCCGGCACCGGUGCUCAGACCUUCAGUCGUGUCCAGCUCUACCACAACCCCAGCCUUAACAGCUUCAGGGUAGUGGGGAGGAAGAUGCAGCCUGACCAGCAGGUGGUGAUGAACUGUCCAAUCGUGAAAGGACUUAAAUACAAUCAGGCCACACCUAACUUCCAUCAGUGGCGAGAUGCACGACAAGUUUGGGGUCUAAACUUCGGCAGUAAGGAGGAUGCUGCACUCUUUGCCAAUGGCAUGAUUCAUGCUCUGGAAAUGCUCAAUGCUGAUGGAGGCCCCCGUCUAGUAUCAAAUGGACCAACCCAAGAGGAGCUGGAACAGCAAAGAAGAUUGGAACAACAGAGACUGGAGCAACAGGAGAGAGAAAGACAGGAAAGAGAAAGACAGGAAAGGGAGAGACAAGAAAGAGAAAGACUGGAGAGAGAGCGACAGGCUGCUUCUGUGAUGGUUCCUCCUGCACCUCCUCUUGCCCCUGGAGGCCCUCCAGCUCCCCCUGCUCCACCUCCUCCACCUGGCCCACCUCCCUCAAUUGGAGGUGGACCCCCACCACCACCAGGACCCCCACCGUGUGGUGGAGGUGCACCUCCACCACCACCCCUUCCCUCUUCCCCAGGUGGGGGAGGUGGAGGAGGUUUAGGUGGAGGCGGACUUGCUGCUGCCCUUGCAGGAGCAAAACUACGCAAAGUUGCCAAGCAGGAUGAAGGUGGUACUGCAGCUCCUUCUGCUCCAGCUCCUGCUCCAGCUAAACCUGACUUGAGCCGCAGCAGUGGGUCUGUGCCUAGUGGAGGAGGGGGAGGCCUGAUGGGAGAGAUGAGUGCCAUACUUGCACGGCGGAGGAAAGCAGCAGAUAAAGGGGAGAAAGCUCCUCCAGCCCCAAAGACAGAGGAGCCCAGUAAUGAUGAUUCUGAGUCUCAAGGCCAAAGCGACACAUUAAGGAGGCCGUGGGAGAAGUCUGCCACCAUCCCCAGGAAUAACUCUGUUACCCGAGGUCUGGAUUCACCCGCCUUCAGUGCUCUAACACCCAGGCUGAAAGCAGCUGGCUCAUCGAAUGAUGGCGAGAGUGGAGACGAGUCUGAACUGGAGAGAGUCAAACAGGAGCUGCUGGAGGAAGUGAGGAAAGAGCUGCAGAAAGUCAAGGAUGAAAUCAUUGGAGCAAUCAUUCAGGAGUUACAAAGGAGAAGCACAUAGUCCCGUUGACACCCCCCACCCCCCCACAUACACACACGCAAAUGCAAAUAUAUGCAGGGACUUAAUCCAUUCAGCUUGAUAUUGAAUUUCAUUUUGAAUCAUUCAGUCAUUAUUUUAUUUUCCCCAUUGUCCAUGUCGUUGUUAUCAUCAUCAUUAUCUUCAGUUACUGUAACAAGCUCACAAACACAUUCUCAUUCUCUCUCUCUCUCUCUCUCUCUCUCUCUCUCUCUCUCUCACACACACACACUCACUCCCUCACUCUGCAACCACACCAGAGUUGCACUCAUCUACAGACAGGAAGUGGCUGUCUCUUCAUCAUAAAACAGUCUGUGUUGUGUGAAAGUACAGCCAAAUGCAAGACUGUGCUGCUCCUAAACAGCACAGCUAAAUAUUAUGUCGUGUAAAUAGUAUGAGGCGACUGCCAUUGUUCACUAGUGAACUGUAUUAUGGAAUUAGCAAGCAAGCAGACGAGGUAGCUUCAGUGGAGGUAUUUCUUCAUUUCAGGGCUCUGUCUCAAAUCAUGAUGCAUCAUGCACUAUAUUAUUACACUAUGUAGCACCUGGACAUUUGUCAGCAAGUAACCCAAAUCAAACAGUAGUUCUUUUCACAAAACACAAAUGAUUCUCCAUCAUGUGGAAUCUCACAUUAUUAAGCUGAGCCAGAACCACCCCCACCCCCACUACCCCUCUCUACAACUGCACAUUUUUAAAAGCACCUCAGAUAAUUUCUGCUUAUUUGCAAUUGUGGUUUAAUGGCUUUCGUGUUGGCCAUUAUGAAAAUUUCAAACCAUAAAGGCCUUUGAUGCCUCUGUCCAUUCUACUGCUUAGAGCAGACUGCAGCCAUCAAGCGUGAUAAGUAUCUGUGUGCACCACUUUCGUUUCUGCUCGGUUUUAGCACACCAUCCCAGUAUUAAUAGUACACUAUGUAUCACUGAUUUUCCCAGUGCGCACUGUGGAAGUACGCAAUCUGAAAUUUGAGAAACAACAUGGAUUUGCAUAUCAUCUUGAAACACUGAUAUUUUUUUCUGUUCGCUGCCUAUUGGGAUAGAUAGAGAUAUAUAUUAGCUAGCCAUGUACUUAAUCUUGCAGGCCAGGUAUUUUACAUCCGUGUUUGAAGCAGAUGCUCGAAUGAAUGGAUUCAUGUAAGGAACUCGUGUUCUCUGAAGAGCCUGGCAGGUUCCUGGUGUUUCUAGGUAGACUUAUUUGUAUAAAGAGAAUUGAGAAUUUUUUUUCCGUUGUACAGCCAUGUAGUCUCUCAGGAUGCUGAUGUCUACACAUACAUAUUCUUUCAGCCAACACUUUUUAUCCUGAGCUGCUUAGAUUGACAUGGUGUGUACAGUGUUUGAUGGAUUACAUGUGCUCCAGACAAGAGAGGGUUGUUGACAUGUUGACUGUGUAGUCAAGCCUGAUAAUAAUCAAGCCUGAUAAUACACACCAACACUAAUAGAGUAGUGUAACCAGAUACACUGUGAUGCUAAUGAGCUGACACACACACACACACUCAGGGGGAUUUCAUUAUUCAUUAUCACAUAAAAUAAACACUAAACAAGGCAAACUUUUGUGCCUCCUGAACACAAUCACACAGUCACUAUGCAAAGCUUCAUUCAACGCCAUUACAACACUUUUCAAUUUAACCAAAUCUAAAAUACUCUAUCAGAGUUGACUCUGAUUCCAAGUGCUGUAGGAGUUGAUUCCACACAUCUUUUAGGCUGCAUGUCCUUGAUAAUGAACUUGUUUUUCGUUUGUUUGUUUAAAGCCUGAGUUGUGUACAUGACUCUUCUCAGCUCUUCUGCUUGUCUGGGUUCAAGGCAUUAGCAUUAGCAACAUUAUCACAAAUUCGAUUUAUUGUUGUUGUUUUUUUUUUCUCUAAAGCGAAAUACUGCCACAUUACUCACAUGGGUGCCACGGAAAAACACAUUUGUCCCAAGUACAUGUUCUUGCACUAUGUCCUGUGUGAAUUGGAGCGGAAUCAUUUUAAUGUGUGCAAUUGACUUGAAAUUCCUUUUUAUUCCCAAUGACUGGACUUUUGGGGAUCAUCUUCCAGCUCUUUGAAUGGAUAUAAAUAAUCAACUAGAUAUAAAUAAUGGUAUUUUCUGUUUAGACCAAAUUGCCUUUGAUACAAGUGUGUGUGUACCCAGCUUUGCAGUAAGCAUGCAGAUAUAUAUAAGUAUAUAUACACACACUGAUCUUUUGGUGGGUAGGGUUUUUGAUUAUUGAGUUUCUUUGAGAUUUUGUUUAUUUCUAUAGCAUCUCUAUAUUUGAAGCUUUUUUUUAAAACACUGAAACACACACACACACACACACACACACACUGGAGCAUUGCCUUUAUACCCAAAUACAGCUGCUGCUGCAUUAA